Molecule: messenger RNA, 3892 nt
Organism: Pimephales promelas (fathead minnow)
Lineage: Eukaryota; Metazoa; Chordata; Actinopteri; Cypriniformes; Leuciscidae
Gene: tbc1d30
Product: TBC1 domain family, member 30
Cellular component (GO): endoplasmic reticulum
Source: RefSeq, a predicted model, not a curated record
GCCUGGGAAAGGCGCUGCCAACCCCGCUCAAGUAAUGGAACACACCCGGAACUUGAGUUCCUUAUUGAUUCAUCUAAAACAAUCUUUGGUUUGUACUUAUGUGCAGCAAAUGUGCACGAGUGGGUAAUGCUGAACUUUAAAGAGCGAUAAAACAUGUCUGGUGUGGACGUCGCUAAAGAGGAACUUAAAGAGAUUGACAUAUGUGACAACAUCUGCUCGGAGGAGGAGAGUGGAGUUUUCGUCAACUCAAGUGCGUCGUAUCUUGACGGCUUCUCGGCGCUUCACAAAUGGGUUUCAAAGGGACGUUCAGUCUCAGAUACAAACUGUGAGUGCGUCCAAACAGCUUCAUCAUUAUCAGUCUCACUAUCCAAGUGCGCAAAAGAGCCUCAUGGAUCACCAGCUGGAGAGAUCCGUAUGGAGAGAAGAGGAGGAGGUGGAGGGGGGGUUCAUGAAGCAGGUGUGUAUUCGGAUGAAGAUGAUCUAAGAGCGUCCCGGGCAUCAUCUAUAGUGGAGUGUCUGUUAGUGGAGCUCUAUGACACAUACAGUAAUAGCGUCAGAGGGGUGGACAGCUCGACCGAAGCCUCCAGCUCGGAUGCCUUCCUGGGAAGGAGCAACGCUGGCUCCAACUUUCUGCAGGAACUUCAGGAGAAACACACGAGACGUCAUCAGAUGAAAUAUCUCACUCAAAAAGGUCCGGAGGAGCUGAAGUGGAUCGUUCAAGAGGUGAAGUAUCGCAUCGCUGUACAGUCGGCCAAACUGGUACGUCAGGUCAAGAGGAAGGACAGGCUCCGGCAGAAGUUUCAGAAGAACUGUGACAUAGUCACCGCCUGCCUGCAAGCCGUUUCUCAGAAAAGACGGGUGGACACCAGGUUGAAGUUCACUAUCGAACCGUCUCUAGGCAAAAACGGCUUUCAACAAUGGUACGACUCUCUGAAAGCAGUGGCCAGACUCCCUGUGGGUAUUCCCAAAGAGUGGAGGAAGAGGGUAUGGCUGACCCUGGCUGACCAGUACCUCCACAGCAUCUCCAUAGACUGGGAGAAAACCAUGAGAUUUGCCUUUAACGAUCGCAGCAAUCCAGAUGAUGACUCUUUGGGAAUCCAAAUAGUGAAGGACCUGCACAGGACAGGCUGCAGUUCCUACUGUGGCCAGGAGGCGGAGCAGGACCGGGUGGUGCUGAAGCGGGUACUGCUGGCAUACGCCCGCUGGAACAAGACUGUCGGCUACUGUCAGGGCUUCAAUGUUCUGGCUGCCCUCAUUCUGGAGGUCACAGAGGGAAACGAAGGAGAUGCAUUAAAGGUUAUGAUCUAUUUGAUUGAUAAAGUGCUUCCCGAUAGUUACUUCGCCAAUAACCUGCGUGCCCUCUCAGUGGACAUGGCCGUGUUCAGAGAUCUUCUGCGACUGAAGCUUCCAGAACUUUCUCAGCAUCUCCAGCACCUCCAGAAAGUGGCCAAUCGGGAAGGUGGAGGCAGCUAUGAGCCUCCGCUUACCAACGUCUUCACCAUGCAGUGGUUUUUGACCAUGUUUGCCACCUGUUUGCCCCAUCACAACGUGCUGAAGAUCUGGGACUCGGUCUUCUUUGAGGGCUCUGAAAUGCUGCUGCGUGUGGCUCUGGCCAUCUGGGCCAAACUCGGAGAGCGAAUUGAGGAGUGCCAGACUGCUGAUGAAUUUUAUAGCACUAUGGGCUGCCUGACACAGGAAAUGCUGGAGCAUAAUCUUAUCGACUCCAAUGAACUCAUGCAGACGGUCUACUCCAUGGCCCCGUUCCCGUUCCCCCAGCUGGCUGAGCUCAGGGAGAAAUACACCUACAACAUCACUCCGUUCCCUGCCCCGGUCAGAGCCAACAGCAGUCUGACACUCCAUGGAUGGGAGAGUGAUGAUGAUGCUGACAUGGAUGAUGAAGACUCUAUCGUCACUGCCCUGGGCUGCCUGGGGCCUCUUGGUGGGCUUCUGGCCCCUGAAAUCCAAAGAUACCAAAAGCACCUUAAAGAUCAGAGAGCAGAUCAGAGCUCUCAGGGCAGUAACAUGGCCGAGCUCAGUCCCGGAGCGGUGGGCGCGGGACGGGCCGAGCAUCAAGCGGCCAUCAACAGCAUGAUGCUGGAGCGCAUGAGCACUGACAUCAGCGCGCUGAAGAAACAGUACUCGCGCAUCAAACAAAAACAGCAGCAGCAAGCCGGGCUACUUUACAUCCAUUCAGGACCUCCAGUGGAAGCUGAAACUAUUGAACCUCAUCAACCCAGUAAACAGCAGAACCAACACACUGACAAGUGUCCCGCCACCAGUAUCCUUGCCUCCCAAAUUGGUCCCUCCCCUGUGGUCAACCAUCUUCUCUUGGGCAGGAAGCCCAGACCCGCUCAGCGAUCCUCAAAGAAUUGUAUCAUCCAAAAUGGUGGAGUUCCCCAAGCCCACUCCACCCCCAGCCAGGAUCAGAUGAAGCAGCCAAGACAUCAUUCCCCAUGGCGAACACAUGUGCGUGCGCACCGCAGGAACAUCGCCAGGGCCCGGGCACAGCUCGGCUUUGACGAUUCUCUGGAGAUAGAAGAUGAUCAAACUGACAGCAAAACGGAAGAAGCAUCUGAAGAGGGAGAGGAGAGAAGACUUGAGGAAAACAAAGAGGAUGAAGAGCACAAGAAGUUGGAGAAUGAAGAGCACGAGAAGUUGGAGGAUGGAGAGCAAGAGAAGUUGGAGGAUGAAGAGCAAGAGAAGUUGGAGGAUGGAGAGCAUAAGAAGUUGGACGAUGGAGAGCACGAGAAGUUGAAUGAUGGAGAGCAAGAGAAGUUGGAGAAUGAAGAGCAAGAGAAGUUGGCGGCUGGAAGCUCAGAUGUCUCUCAGCAAGAUCACAGCGCUGGAGAAGGAGAGGAACUCCAGCAGAUCGACGACCGGCUGUCUUCCCUAGAACUGGAACCAGAACCAGCUUCUGAUCCACCUACACUAACUCCAGAACCGCAGCCGGAGCCCACGACCCCAGCUCAGCUCCCAUCCACCCGCCGUCCAGGUUCAGACUCUUCCAGCUCAGAAAGUGGAGGCUCCCUCAGAAGAAGCCCAUCAAUGCUGACAGGAGAACCUCCAAAACCUCAGCAGAUAUUCUCUCCGUUCCCCUGCGUAAAAACCCCUCGCAAGUCCAUUGCUGCAAGAAACUUGGGCCUCUACGGCCCAACUGCCAGAACUCCAAACGUGCACUUUCCCCAGAUGAGCAGAAGCAUGAACUGUGUAGGAAGCACCACGAAGCGCCGAUGAUGAGUUGUCGACUAGUGACGAGCACGAGAUGUUUGGGUUCGAAACUCCCUAACAACCAUGAAAGCACAUGCAUUCUGAACUCUAGUAUGCUUCCAGAUACUCCAACGUGCCGUGCCAUGAAGCAUGGCAUCUACAUUUAGGAACCAUAUUGGAUAAUGUAAUGCUCACAUGAAGUUAAUCAUAUGAAUUUAUGAAUGUAUUGUUUUUUUUUUUUUAAAUGAGAUCCUACCAAAACAUCUUGGAAUUAUAACCCGGCAGACACGAUCGGAUGAUGGUUCCACAAGCUCUUUCUGCAUGUUCAGGUCACCAGUAUUCGCUACAAUGCACUGUGUGUGUUUACUCAUAUGCUCCAAAGCUUAGAAAAUCACAUUUAUGUAAAAUAUCUCAUGUUUAAUGACUGUGGGAAAUGCUGCAGCUCUGCAUUCUUCAGUUUUCAAUCUGUGACUUCACUAUCAAGCCAAACUCAUGUCUCUUCACGUUUUGAUUUUUCCUUCAGUAAAUUAUCCAUUUGUCAUCUAAAAAAUACAUGUAAUGUUCAUUUAGUUUUUUUUAUUUUUGGAUUCUCUUGUUCUAAACUUGACUGAUUUUUUCUCAUUAUCAAUCUUUGGUGCUUAUGAGUAGUGAAGGAUCACAGACGCCCCAGAGAAUAAAAUACAUG